Messenger RNA from Didymodactylos carnosus, 561 nucleotides. The record is from the annotation of a GenBank genome assembly. NCBI's taxonomy places the organism in Eukaryota, Metazoa, Rotifera, Eurotatoria, Philodinida, Philodinidae.
AUGACGUCUACAACAACCGCACAUUUUUCUCGUAUUAAAAGUGAAAAAGAUCAAGAUACUGUACUUUAUAAAGGUUAUUUAUAUCGGUUAAAGCGUUCAAAUAAGAACGGUAAUGCAAUGAUUGGAAGUUAUUGUAUUGCUGAUAAUGGUGCACAUAGUCCAGUGCAUGAUCCCAAAUUAUCAGAAAACGUUGUAGCAUGUAUAAAGUCAAUCAAACGACGGAUUAUGACAGAACCAACAGCUCCAAUACCUCAAAUUUAUGAUCAACAUGUGAAAAAAUUUAGAAGAGAAAAUGGUACUGCUGCCUUCGUUCCAGUCUUUUGUUCCGUUAAACAACAAUUUUAUGAUGCUCGUCUAUUUGUAUUUCCAUCAUUACCAAAAAUAUUACAAUCACUUGUUAUACUUCAUCAGGUGACUCGUACAUCAUUAGGUGAACAAUUUUUAUUUUGUGAUAAUCCAUAUCCAACUUUAUUAUUAGGUUUUUGUUCAUCAUCAUCAUUAGAAAUUUUGCUGCUCAAUUCCGAAAGAGCCAUUGAGCAUUAUCACAGCGUGAUUCGAUAG